AUGGGAGAAGUAGCAAUCAAUAUUCCUUUAGGAUAGCCAUUAAAUAAAGAUUAAAAACUAAUAGAAAUGCAAGAAGAAUUAAAAUAUCAUAUUAAUUAUGUGAAUGAUUGCUUUGAUAAAGAAUUGUUAACUAUAGGAAGUUCGAAAAAUCAGAAUGGAAGAAGAAUUAAAUUAUCAUAAUAUAAAGUAAAUCAUGCUAUUUUUGGUUUUUCUGUAAAUACCUUUGAAUUACGCAACCAUGUGAAUUUCUUAAGUUAAUAAUUUUACUAAAUUUGUAUAUCCGAGCCUAUAUAUUAAAAUAAUAGUAAAUAUAAAUUUUAAUAAAGAAAAUUGCUUAUAGAAAGAGAUUGACCAAUCAUUUAUAAUGAAAAGAAUAAAACCUUUAACAGUUUAAUUUGGCUUAAGACAAAUAUUAAUAUAGAUUCUGUAAGUAAUUAUGUGUAUUGGUUUAAUUGUUUGGGAUGUAUUCUAAUUACAAAUAAAUAUAUUUCCAGAGAUCUCUGGAUCAAGUAUUCAUUACUUAUUAUAUCUGAGAAUAGCCUUAAUUUUUUUGCUCUCUGUUUCAUAAUAUAUGUAUCAAAAUUAUAAAUUUAGUUAUGUGAGUCGAGCUUUAAAAAUUCAAUUUUAUAUAUCUUAUCUUUUAAGUUUGAUAAUAACUUGCUUAACUAUUUUAUGCUUAUAUGGAUAUAACCUCUUAAACGAGAAUUAUGAACAAAUAGUAAUGCAGAUGUCAUAAUGUGGAGUUAUAUUAAUUGGAUGCUUUCUUUUAUGCAUUCAUUUAUAUAAAUUAGAAAUUAAUUUAUAAAGAAUAAGAGUAUUACUGGGAGCAUAAUAUUAAUCACCACUAUGUUGCUUUUGA
This is a messenger RNA of Paramecium sonneborni, 859 nucleotides long. The record is from the annotation of a GenBank genome assembly. Lineage: Eukaryota; Ciliophora; Oligohymenophorea; Peniculida; Parameciidae.